UCACCUGCGCUCCGCGCAUGCGCCGGAGCCCCGAAGCCGAAGAGGUUGUCUGUUUGUCAUGAAUGGUGUGAGAAACGCAAUUUUAUUGCGGAAAUUUUCGGUUAGUUCGCUUUGAAUCUCGCCAUUUCAUGUCAGAUUUGGUUGCUAAUCCAUCAGUGUUGCGUUGUGUGUGUUGUAAAUGUGGGAGCAAUUCUGAUUAGACUUGUUGUGGAGUCGUGAGUUUUCCCUCCAAAUUGCGAUGCCUCUUUUGAGGAGAAAGCCCUUCGAAAAAGCGCCGGUCCCGGAGGAUAUCCGCGAUGACGAGGAAGUUUUCUACUGUGGGGCCACCAACGAGAUUUUCCGGGAUUACGAGGACUUCUCCGAGAGGAUGUUCCUGUGCAAUUCGAUGAUUUGGACAUGUGCGAUGACGGGAAAACCGAAUUUAACGUAUGCCGAGGCGCUGGAAAGCGAGGAAAACGCGAGGAAAAGCCUCAAAGAGUUCCCAGCUGAGCUCAAAAUACCACUCCUGUACUUGGCGAGUCAGACAAAACGGACGUCCUUUGUUGACAUGGCCGAAGACGUGUACUUGUUCACCAAAGACAGGUACUUUAUCGGCGAAAACGUGGAAACCUCGUUCACGGAAACCAAGUGGAAGGACUCGCACGUGCUACAAGUCAUACCGCCCCCAAACAAACAAACCAAAUCGCCGACAAAAAACGGAAACACCAAUGACAAGCACUGCAACCCCCCGGCGAACCUCUACAAGUACGAGAUCGAGCACUUGGACGCCAACGAUCACGACAUAAGCGAAUUUAUGAUCGUUGACUGCAGUCAAAUGCGCCGCAAAAAGGGCACUUACUCGCGCGAAAAGUGCAAGCUGUUCCUUAAACAAUACGCCGAGCAGGACAGUAGAGGCGUUUUCGUCAUAAAACCCUCAGCUUUGAAAGCCUUUAAUUUGGAUAAAAUCACUUUCGAUAAAAUUUUCGGCGGCCAACCGCCCGAAUUCAGUCCGUCGAAGAAAUUCGUCAAGAAAACGCGACAAGAAUCGCUCGAUAAAUACCUCACGAAGAGUACCAACUUUGCGAAGAACGGUAACAAUGAUUUACUUGAGAGAAUGAGGAAGAAGGAGGAGGAAUUCAAGCAGGCCAGGCAGCAAAAGAAGGAGAAAAAAAUCGAAAUGAAGCAGAAGAAAAAGGAAGAGAAUCUUCAACUUGCCAAACAGUUGAAGAACUGGAAUAAGCCAAAAGAGGAUCUGGAACUUGUCGAUCAAAAAAAAUUGCCAAAAGCUAGUCCAGUAAAACUGAAAAUUGCCGAUGAAUACGUGGGGGACGUUUUAAUGGUGCUAGAGUUUGCAAACACGUUUUCCAAACUUUUGCACACCAAGGAUUUUUUCCCAGGGGGGCUCUCGCUCGAGAUUAUGGAGAGGGCAUUGACAGAAAAUGAGGUGGCUGGCCCCCUCAUCGACCUGUUCCAAAUGCUGUUGCUCGCCCUUUUCCACGUGCAAGAGGAAGAGGCUUCUCAGUAUCGCACCGAAACCGAGACUUUGAACCUGAAACAGGAGGAAAUUUCCGAUAAUAUGAACCUGCAAGAGGCCACUCGAUUAGCGACCAUUGCCGCCGGUUGGAGCAAAAAAUACCAAGGGCUUCCGUUGGCCCAAUUACCCCUCUAUUCGGUUACGACAUCGGAAGUGUUAAGAUUACACCUGUUAUCAUCCGGUGCUAUAAUAAAAAUGAGCGGCGCGAGAUGGCGCUACCAACAACGAGGGGGUUACUUAAGCGAAGACGAUCCCGGAUUGUAUUUACGUCUCCACAGCCCCCAUAUUCUCAAAGCUUUGAAGACCCACAACGUGGUUGAGUUACCGAUCGUCGAUAAGUUGCAAAUUUUGUCGUGUUUGAUGAAUCAACUGUUGACGUAUGCCGAUGUUAGGGACGUUGUCGAGGAACGCAUGGAGAAUAUUCGACAAGCGAAGCACGAAUAUAAAACUAUUUUAAGCGCGGAGAAAAAGCGAGAACAGGAGUUUCUGACUGCGAGGUUCAAGCUGAAAAAAUCGGCGAAAACGGACGAGAAAGCGGCAACUGAAUUACGCAAGUUGGAGGCGGAAGCCGAGCAUAGACGCAUGGAAAACCAGCGGAAAAUGGUGGUGUUACAAAAGGCGGUGUACGAGAAACAAGUCUUGUUGGGACAAGACCGGGCGUUUCGCCGCUUUUAUCGCCUCGAGUCCAUCCCUGGAUUUUUCCUCAACUCGGAAGAGGAAAAUCCAGGCACCUGUUUGAGCAAUAUUAUCGAACAAAUGCCGCAUUUGGUCAAUGCGACACGUGACGAGGUUUUGGACCACUUGAAGAAAACACUCAAAGAAUCAAAUUCCAGCGAUAAGGAGAACAGUCCGGCGAAAAAUCGCAAAAACGGACAAUGCAACGGUGUUUUAGACCAGAAAAUCGAACUCUGCGAUGAUUUAAUGAUGUGUUCCGCCAACCCCGACACUUGUGUCGUCCAUUCGAACGAGCGUCGGAAAAAUUUGUGGGGUUUCUACCACGAAAACGAACAAAUCGAUCAAUUGAUCGACGGUUUGAACAAGCGAGGAGUGCGCGAGAGUGAGUUGCAACAAAACUUGACGUAUAACCGGGACGAUAUCGAGAAAUUAAUCCGCGAAACGCCCGUCAAUAGCUUAAAUUUCGAGAUGGAAAGUCGGGAAGAACCCAAGCGGAGGAAAGUUAAACCUAAGUAUGAAGACGCCAACUUGGGGUACCCCCCAGAUAUGACGCCCACCGACGUCUUACAUAGCGCCCUCAUCGAGAACAUUCUCGAAAUGGAGGAGAAAAUCUUCGCCGGGAGUCUGGGGGCCCUAAAUAUCAAAGACCGCGAAAAGUGGAGGAGCGAUCUCCAGAAUAAGAAUUACAAAGAACUGGACAAGAAUUUAGCAAAACGGGAUGAGAACGAUUUGAAAGAACUGGAAACUGAUCCUAGUCAUUAUUUAAUACCAGAUAUUGACAAUAAUGAAAUUCCGCUAACGCAAAACGAGGACAUUAAGGGAGCAAUUCCGAGUUUGGCAGUGGUUUUGGCGCAAGUAGCGCAAGCCGUUGAACCGAAAUUCCUCAAAAAACCACUAGGAUGUGUGGCAACAGGUCGUAAUAAUAGUAAAAUGGACGAAAACACCAUAGUUAAGUGGGAACAGUCGUUGUUGGCGUCGACCAGUUUCAGUCAGAUUUUUCUACAUUAUAGCACGCUGGAUUCGUGCAUUUUGUGGGCCAAGUCUGUGCUUCUGGCCAAGUGUAGGAUCUGUCGGAGGAAGAACGACUCGGAGAAUAUGCUGCUGUGUGAUGGUUGUAAUCUAGGGGUUCACUUGUACUGUCUUAAACCGAAACUGAAGAGCAUUCCGCCGGGCGAUUGGUUUUGUGAUAAAUGCGAACAAGAGAAGAAACCUGAAGUGGUGGAAUCACCGCCGAAGAAACGUCCGAUUUUCCGCGACGAAGAAAUCGACGAGGAAGAAUCGGAAAUAGAACAAUUGGAAAGUAAUAAUGAAGAGGAAGAUACUGAAGAUGGCGAAGAAGAGGAAGAACAGGACGAAAAUGAAGAAACGUCACCUAAACCCGAUCUGUGUAAAACUUGUGGUUCAGGGGGCGAAAUGGUCCAAUGUGAUAAAUGCACGGACAGUUAUCACAUCGAAUGUGUGGAACCGCCCUUGCGAAGGGCCCCCAGAGGCCCCUGGUUCUGUACGAAAUGUAAGAAAAAUAACGAUAGAAAAAGAAAUUACGACACGAGCUACUGUAAUGGUACAGUGGUACAGCGCACUGGAAAAAUCAAUGGCCAGCGUCGCUGUGCUGCAAAAGCCUUGUAUAAGAUCCACGAUUUUGCAAAGAGUCUUCGAGAACACUCAGAUUCUGACGACUCAAGCGAGGAGGAGGUGAUUAGUAGAAGGGCGACGCGUCGAGAUGAGGGCAGAACGGAUCUGCCGUUGCACAAUUCGGCACUGCAUGCGGUUCUGUCCGAGGUGAUGAAAGAUGCAAACGCGUGGCCGUUUUUACGGCCGGUUCAAAAAAUUGAGGUACCUGAUUAUUACGACGUUAUUACGAAACCGAUGGAUUUUGGCACAAUUAAGUAUAAAUUAAACAUGGGGGAGUAUAAAGAAGAUGCUCAGUUUAUGGCAGAUGCACUGUUGGUGUUUCAAAAUUGUAACACGUAUAAUCACACCGAGGACGAUGUCUACAAAUGUGGCGUACAGUUGCUUAGGCUUUUUCAGAAAAAGUGUCGCGAGUUGGGGUUGAAACUUCCCGAGGAGAUGGAUUAUAAUGACCCGAAUGCACGUCCGAAAAAGAAAAUACGCACGAAAUAGUAUUAUAUAGUAUUCUUAUUUCUAUCAUUGUACAUUUUUUCUUUAAAUCUACCUUUGAUUUGUACUGUGUAACCCUUUUAGCUGUUUUUGUAGGUACUAUUUAUGAUUAUUAAAGUUUUUAUAUUAA
This is a messenger RNA of Tribolium castaneum (red flour beetle), 4436 nucleotides long. RefSeq names its product ATP-dependent chromatin assembly factor large subunit (gene Acf). The record is from RefSeq and is a predicted model, not a curated record. Bases 239 to 4309 code for a protein of 1356 amino acids. Gene Ontology annotation, cellular component: CHRAC; nuclear chromosome. The transcript has 10 exons. NCBI's taxonomy places the organism in Eukaryota, Metazoa, Arthropoda, Insecta, Coleoptera, Tenebrionidae. Gene Ontology annotation, biological process: positive regulation of DNA replication; regulation of heterochromatin formation; chromatin remodeling. Gene Ontology annotation, molecular function: DNA binding; protein binding.